Molecule: messenger RNA, 1182 nt
Organism: Penicillium alfredii
Lineage: Eukaryota; Fungi; Ascomycota; Eurotiomycetes; Eurotiales; Aspergillaceae
Product: pepsin-like aspartic protease
Exons: 3
Coding region: 1-1182 (393 amino acids)
Biological process (GO): proteolysis
Molecular function (GO): aspartic-type endopeptidase activity
Source: RefSeq, a predicted model, not a curated record
AUGGUUGUCUUCAACAAAGCCACUCUUGCCCUGGCUGGUCUUUCGGCCAUCGCCUCGGCCGCCCCGACGACUCCUGCUCGCCAGGGCUUCACCGUUAACCAGGUGUCCAAGACUCUCACCAAGUCCAAGACUGUCAACCUGCCGGGUAUCUAUGCCAAUGCCAUCUCCAAGUACGGUGGUACUGUGCCCUCGAGCGUCCGUGCCGCCGCCGCCAGUGGCUCGGCUGUCACCACCCCCGAGGACAACGACAUCGAGUAUCUGACCCCGGUCAAGAUUGGUGGCUCAACUCUGAACUUGGACUUUGACACCGGCUCGGCCGAUCUCUGGGUCUUCUCCUCGGAUCUCCCCAGCUCAGAGCAGACCGGCCACAGCGUCUACAAGCCAGACAGCGACAAGCUGGACGGCUACUCGUGGUCGAUCUCGUAUGGCGAUCAGAGUUCCGCCAGCGGCGACGUCUACAAGGACACAGUCAGCGUCGGCGGCGUCACGGCCAAGAGCCAGGCCGUCGAAGCGGCCAAGAAGAUCAGCGACCAAUUCGUUCAGGACCAGAACAACGAUGGUCUGCUGGGUCUGGCAUUCAGCUCUAUCAACACCGUCAAGCCCAAGUCGCAGACCACUUUCUUCGACACUAUCAAGUCGCAGCUCGACUCGCCACUGUUCGCUGUCACUCUGAAGCACAACGCUCCCGGCAGCUAUGACUUCGGCUUCAUUGACAAGUCCAAGUUCAAAGGCGACCUGACCUACGCCGAUGUCGACAGCUCGCAGGGCUUCUGGCAGUUCACUGCUGAUGGCUACAAGAUCGGCGACAGCGGCUCGUCUGGCUCGUCUAUUGACGGUAUUGCUGACACCGGCACCACGCUCAUGCUCCUCCCCGACACCAUCGUCUCCGAAUACUACAAGCAGGUCGACGGCGCCGAGGAGGACUCCUCUGCCGGCGGCUACACCUUCGCCUGCUCAUCCAAGCUGCCCGACUUCACUGUCACCAUCGGUAAAUACAACGCCGUCGUCUCGGGUGACCUGAUAAACUACGCCCCCCUCACCGAGGGCAGCUCCACCUGCUUCGGUGGCAUCCAGAGCAACUCUGGUCUAGGCUUCUCUAUCUUUGGCGACAUCUUCCUCAAGAGCCAGUAUGUUGUCUUUGACUCUGAGGGUCCUCGCCUUGGCUUUGCGCCCCAGGCGUAA